CUGCGAGGCUCAAGCUAGUCUUAGGUGGGAAGCGCACCGUGUCGGGGCAAAACGUCCCGCUGAAGCCGUGGAGAACUGGCUCUGCGGGAUGGCAGCGCCUGAGGCGGAGCCUGAGGCCUUGAUGAAGCAGCUGGACGUCGCGCGCGGCCUGGAAAAUUUGCCUGUGAGCGCGUGGCCCCCGGGGGCGGAGCCAGAGCCUUUUCAGUAUACGCCUGAUCAUGUAGCCGGGCCUGGAGCAGACACUGAUCCCACUCAGAUAACCUUUCCCGGAUGCGUUUGUCUAAAAACUCCCUGCCUCCCUGGUACUUGCUCCUGUCUCCGUCGUGAGAAGAACUAUGAUGAUGAGUUAUGCCUUAGACAUAUAGGAUCCGAAGCAAAGUGCGCUGAGCCAGUUUUUGAGUGCAAUGUCCUGUGUCGGUGCAGCGACCACUGCAGGAACAGAGUGGUCCAGCGGGGUCUGCAGUUCCACCUCCAGGUUUUCAAGACAGAUCACAAAGGCUGGGGUCUUCGUACAUUGGACUUUAUACCAAAAGGACGGUUUGUCUGUGAAUAUGCUGGCGAGGUUUUAGGAUUCUCGGAAGUACAGAGAAGAAUUCAACUACAAACAGUACAGGAUUCGAAUUACAUUAUAGCCGUCAGGGAGCAUGUUUAUAACGGGCAGGUGAUGGAAACGUUUGUUGAUCCUGCCUCUCUAGGAAACAUUGGAAGAUUCCUUAACCAUUCUUGUGAGCCAAACCUGUUGAUGAUUCCUGUCCGAAUCGACUCGAUGGUACCCAAGUUGGCACUUUUUGCAGCCAAAGACAUUCUGCCAGAAGAAGAACUCUCUUAUGACUAUUCAGGAAGAUUUCUUAAUCUAAUGGAUAGUGAAGACAAAGAAAGGUUAGAUAAUGGGAAAUUAAGGAAACCUUGUUAUUGUGGUGCCAAAUUGUGUGCUGCUUUCCUGCCUUACGACAGUUCACUGUACUGCUCCUUAGAAAAGCCAAACACGAGUGAGGAAGGAAAAGUAUAGGAGAAACGUGUGGAAGAGGAUGAGGAGGAACCGAGCACGUGUGGCUUAGCCCUUCCUGGGAUCCCCCCUUACAAGCAGCUUGCUCUCGAGGUCAGUCUCCGCUCUGUGGCAAGCAGCUUGCCCCUGUCUAUAGGGGGGCCCGGUGGUUGUCUGGCGUCUGCCACUUCCUGGCUGCAGAAGUUUAACUCAGGAAUAUGGCAGAGAUUACAGAUUGUCCAGCAACACUCUCACUCCACUUCUGUCACACAAUUCUCAGUUUUUAGCUGGGUGUAUAUAUGACUGCUGAGAAUACUCACUUUUCCUAGUGAGAUGCGGUGAAGGGACUGUGUCGUAGCUAGUGGGAUAUGCGGGGAAAUGGUGUGUCCUUAAAUGGAGAUAUCCUUCCCUUAUCCCACUCUUUUUUCUUCUUGGCUGGAAUGUGUACAUGAUAAGUGGAGCUGGAGCAUCCACCCUAGACCCCAAAAUGACCUUGGAAAAGGCAGCCACACACAGAAAAUCAGCAAAACUGAAAGGAGUCGGGGGGGGGGGG
Molecule: messenger RNA, 1538 nt
Organism: Hippopotamus amphibius kiboko
Lineage: Eukaryota; Metazoa; Chordata; Mammalia; Artiodactyla; Hippopotamidae
Product: histone-lysine N-methyltransferase SETMAR
Exons: 2
Coding region: 89-1009 (306 amino acids)
Cellular component (GO): nucleus
Molecular function (GO): zinc ion binding; protein binding; histone H3K9 methyltransferase activity
Source: RefSeq, a predicted model, not a curated record